UUCGCGCGCCAUAUUCCGGCCGAGCGUCACCUUUCCCGCCGGUUUGUUGUUGCUGGAAGUUGUUUGGAGUCAUUGAUCGCGGUCUCUAUGUUCAAAUUGAACAUUCUUAAGAAUUUGACAAUGGCUACAAGAAAUCCAAGUCUACGUAGUUACUCACCUAAAGUGAAAAGCCUCACAAUAGGCGACAAGCUGAUUUUGUACGGCGACGAGGCGUCCCCGCCCGUGCGUUUCGUUCAGAUGACAGCCGCCAUCCUCGGCAUUAAUCUCGACUUCCGUAACAUCAACCUCUUUACUGGCGAAAAUACGACGGAGUUCUACAAAAAUAUUAAUCCCCUGCAAAAGGUUCCGUGUCUAAUGACGCACGACGAAGUGCUAGUGGACAGUCAUGCGAUCGCGCUGUAUCUGUGCCGGCGUUGGGACACUGAGCACGUGCUCUACCCCCAAGGCGACCUCGCACAGGCACACUGCGACGAGAUACUGUUCUACAACGCCACCACGCUGUUCCCCAUCGACAGCGACAUUUACACAAAAUUUUUUGCUGGAAUUCCAGCUAGCAAAGAAAGAGUUGAAGAUUGGUUGAAAGCGCUGGACUUCUUAGAACAUAGACUGAAAAAUCACGCGUGGCUUGCUGGCGAUAAAAUGAUGCUUGCCGAUAUUUGCGCGGUGGCAACAAUAUCAACAGUGCUUUGUUCAAUACCUUUAGCAGAUCAUCAUGUUAAACUGAGACGCUGGCUAAAUGAUAUUGAGCAGCAACCUUUUUUUAACAUUAACAAGAGAGGUCUGGAGCGUUUGAUGAAGUUUAUUACCGCAGUUAAAGUUGGCAGAUUUCAGCAAGGAAGAGACGUUGAUCAAAAUUGACCAUACUCUGUCAAUGGAUUACUUGCACUGAAUUAUUUAUGC
Molecule: messenger RNA, 900 nt
Organism: Papilio machaon (common yellow swallowtail)
Lineage: Eukaryota; Metazoa; Arthropoda; Insecta; Lepidoptera; Papilionidae
Product: glutathione S-transferase E14
Exons: 5
Coding region: 88-858 (256 amino acids)
Biological process (GO): glutathione metabolic process
Molecular function (GO): glutathione transferase activity
Source: RefSeq, a predicted model, not a curated record